UUAACUCCUCUUGGACUAAGGAUGGUCAGGUUCCAACUGCUGAUAACGUGAAGUUAUUGAAUAACAGUCUCAUUGUCACACCACGGGAUGCACAAGAUUAUGGGGAUUAUAUGUGCCACGCUACAAACACCUUUGGGUCAACAAUGUACAAAAUCACUCUGGUUGCUCCUACAGACACACAAAGCAUCUUACUUGCCGGUAUCAUCGCAUUGUCUUUUAUUGUGUUCGUGUUGCUCAUUAUAAUUUGUGGGCUGAUAUGGCAGCGAAGACGAGCUGUUCCUAAUAAAACAAUACAGAGUAAUGAAGAAAUUGACUUUGAUGGCGUCAAAUCUUCACCUUAUCAACUGUCAAGUAACGAACAAGCUUCAGACCCAAACACAUAUAUGGAACUCAAACCCAGGCCUUCGAACCAGGAGUCUCAUGUUCCUUCUGAGUAUCAGUCGUUACAGGAAAAACCCGAGAGUCCCGGAUAUUACAAUAUGGGGCUUCAGAGGGAAAGUGGCGAGAAACAAAAUGAAGAAGUUUAUGAGGAAAUACAAUAAUUGCAAAACUGAUUUUGUAAACUUUGAGCUCAGAUUGUCCAUCCUGUUUAAAUUGAUAAGCUUAAUUAUAUACUCAUUCUCUAUGUAUAAUCUCAUG
Molecule: messenger RNA, 639 nt
Organism: Stylophora pistillata
Lineage: Eukaryota; Metazoa; Cnidaria; Anthozoa; Scleractinia; Pocilloporidae
Source: RefSeq, a predicted model, not a curated record